AACACCACAUGUCUGUGCACCAACCAGCAGGUCAUUGCCGAGCUCGGCGCUUGUGUCCUUGAAAAGUGCUCCGUCCGCGACGCUCUGUCCAUGCAAAAGUUUUCAGACGAAACCUGCGGCAAGGUCAUGGUCGACAAGUCGGGCCCCGCGCGUAUCGUCCCUCCAAUCUUUGGCGCCCUCGCCGUCCUUCUCUUUGUUAUUCGCAUUGUGGCACGCUUCACUUCGGGCAAGCGAAGCUGGGGCGCUGACGACUGGGCCAUUGUGCCGGCGGUGGUGGCCAUGAUCGCCCUCGUGGUGCUCUGCGGAUUUCUCGCCAACGACGGACUCGGCAUCGACAUGUGGUACCUCGACCCCGACCGGAUCACCUACCUGCUUCGCACUUUCUUCUGGGGCGAGGUCCUCUACGUCUUCAUCAUCCCCGUCACCAAGAUCUCGGUCCUCAUCUUCUACCUCCAGAUCUUCCCAGAGCGGUUCUACAGGCGGGCGACCAUGACCCUGAUUGUCCUCAACGCCUGCUACCUCGUCGCCUUUCUCCUGACGACGGUGCUCCAGUGCACUCCAGUCGAGGGCGCGUGGCUGACCUGGGACGGGACGUAUCACGCUGAAUGCCGCAGCCUCAACAAGCAGGUCUGGGCGGCGGCGUUGACGGGAAUCAUCCUGGAUGUGGCGAUGCUGGUCCUGCCCAUGCCGGCGCUCUGGAAGCUCAAGAUGUCGAUCCGCAAGAAGCUGCAGGUCAUGUUCAUGUUCAGCCUGGGUAUCUUUGUCACCAUUGUCUCUGCGGUCCGGCUGCAGUACAUUGUUGCCUUUGCCACGACGCGCAACCCUACUCAGGACUUUGUACCCGUCGGCAUCUGGAGUGUGGUCGAGGUGUCUGUGAGCAUCAUCUGCGCCUGCCUGCCGGCGCUGCGGUCACUGCUUGCCCUGGCGAUGCCCAAGUCGUUUGGCACGACGCACAAGUCUGGCAAGACGAGCGAGUACACGAGCGGCAUGCGGUCGAACGCGCAGUCGAAUGUGCAGUCGAGCCGGAUCCGGGUCAAGUCCGAGUUCACGGUGCAGUCGCGACGGCCCGAGGAC
Microdochium trichocladiopsis is the source of this 1074-nucleotide messenger RNA. RefSeq lists its product as uncharacterized. The transcript is spliced from 5 exons. The annotation marks the transcript as partial. The record is from RefSeq and is a predicted model, not a curated record. NCBI's taxonomy places the organism in Eukaryota, Fungi, Ascomycota, Sordariomycetes, Xylariales, Microdochiaceae.